Molecule: messenger RNA, 4696 nt
Organism: Hymenoscyphus albidus
Lineage: Eukaryota; Fungi; Ascomycota; Leotiomycetes; Helotiales; Helotiaceae
Source: the annotation of a GenBank genome assembly
UUAUCUUGGGUAGUCAUAGUGAUGGGUGGAUAUGAGGCUGUGGUUUCGAAGUGAGGUAUUCGCACGAUGCAAUGUCUUGGUGAAUGAUGGAUCAUUCCAGACUGUCCCCGGGCGCGCACUCGGCACGUGCUGGCCCCGCUUUUGAGUCUUGCGUGUGGAGGCGAUAAGUUUAGAAUGGAUCUGCUUGCACUUGCUCAGGUUACUACAGACCGUUCUCCAUACAUCCCCAGAGAUAGCCUCCGACAUUUCUAGGUACUUCACACUACGAAUCUCUACUCUCUACACUACGCUCCACGCAUCCUUCUCGUACAUUCGACCUUCGACCUUCGACCUUCGUCGCCGCCUGAUUUGUAGUACUUGGACGCGGAAUUAUUGCGUACGCCGUCGUAGCCUGGUCUGCAGCGCAGCGCAGCGCAGCAACCCCCCUUCCGUUCACUCACCCCGACUUCGUGCUAGCCCGAGAGCCACCCGCCCCGGCUCCGGCUUGUCUAAAGCACUUAUCGAGCUGCUACUCCACCUCAUCCACACCUCCUUCGCCCGCUCCUCUUCUACCCCCAUCCAACAUCCUCAACACCACCACCUAGCGAUCAUCGCGGUCUGUUCGUGGCAUCUAUUAAUCUCAUCCUUUGAGGACUCUGAGAGCUACUCUCAUCGUCGUACGCUUCCCCCAUUCAUUCAUCCAUCCUGAGACACUUCGUCGUUGUCCCGUACAACGUCACCGCUCUGUUCGCUGACACCACGACCAGUCUUACUCCAUCAUGGCAUCCAACUCACAAACAAACCCGGAUACCUUGGUGACCCUCAAGAUCAAUGUUGAGGGCACCAACCGUAGAUUCAAGCUCCCUCUUCGUGAUCUCGGUGCUAGUACUCUCCCCGAUAAGGUGCGUUCUUAUCCUCCCGAGCGACCGACAAGGCUCUCAGCCUUAAAGGCGAUGACCAUCAUAUCCACCACCACAUCCCUCAUAGCAAAGUUGACGAUUGACUGACGUAUCAUCUCUACAGCUUCGCUUCUUACUCUCUAUCCCACCCACCUCCGAGGCCAUUUUCGAGCGAUAUUCCGACAGUGCAGCAUCCUUUGUAGUUCUUGACUCGGAAAACGCCUCCGUUUACAAACAACUCUAUCGUGCAGCAAAAGCCAAGCUAAAGUUGAGACUCAAGGUCACAGUCAAGGACAAGGAACCAGUCACAUCAAAGCCAGCGACGGUUGAAGAUGAGGAGUCUAUCCCAGUCAGCCCGGUUGAAGCUACAUCGACCGAACCUCAACAACAAAUACAGGCAGAAGUGGUACCUGAACCUACGUCCGACAUGAGCUCUGUUGAACAAACUAUUGCUCCAGGUUCUGUUGCAGAGAUUCAACGUGGAUUGGAGGAACUCAUCAUCAACCAGCCUCGUUAUUACGCCAGCAAGGAGCCUGAGGCCCGCCACACCAGCAUUAAUGCAUCAGGUGCUCCUACUGCUUCAGGUUGCACCCGCUUCAUGAAUAAUACCAUGAACACCGCUGCCGGCAAUAUUUGCGACGGCGUUCCUGUUUCUCGAGCUACUAGAGAGUACUGGUCCCAGGCUUUUCAAGAUCGUCAACAUGCUAUCCUAAACCAGGCUGCCCCACAAAUCACUUGCAACAUUUUCUCCGUCUACUGUAAUCACUGCCAGGAUUCUAUCCCAGACGAGCACUUUCACUGCAGCACCUGUGAUGAUGGUGAUUUUGAUCUUUGCCAGAAGUGCGUCGCUGAUGGCGUUCGAUGUGGCGGUGAUGAACAUUGGAUGAUUAAGCGCUUCUUUAAGCACGGCAAGGUCAUUAACAGCACCACUGAAACUAUUAAACCUAAACCAAAGGUUCUAGCUCCGGCUCCAUCUCCUCUCUUGGAGUCUGAGGACACUCUCCUCCUUGCCGAGUCAAAGAUGCCAAUCGCCACUCGUACUUGCAACUGCUGCAUUCAAGGUAAGUGUGCGGACUGUGGGGCCACGAAAUAGUAUGCUGACUUAUUAUCAGAACUCACAGAGGAGAACUUUGUCACUUGUACUUCUUGUGAUGACUUUGAUCUCUGCAUCAACUGCCACGUUGACGUUCAGCAUGGUCACCACCCUAAGCAUGGCUUUGUCCCUGCUGUUGAGGACGCAAACCUCAGCGUGGUUGCGCAAGCCCUUCUUGGACCAGGCCGCAACAUUGGUCACAAUGCGGUUUGUGAUGGAUGUGACAAGUACAUCUAUGGUGUUCGACACAAGUGCCUCGACUGCCCGGACUGGGAUUUCUGCUCAACUUGCGUACCAAACGCCAACUUUAUUCACCCCAACCACAGAUUCGUUCCCAUCUAUGAGCCACUCAAUGACCUUGCUGCACUUCACCGUUCCUACAGCAGCAAGGCUCGUCACCACGGCAUUUACUGCGAUGGUCCUCUUUGCAAGGCCGGCAACCAAACUUAUAUCAAGGGUGAUCGAUACAAGUGCGCAGUCUGCCAUGAUACAGACUUCUGUGCUAGCUGCGAAGCUAGCCCUUCCAACCCUCACAACCAAACACACCCUCUCAUCAAGUUCAAGACACCAGUUCGCAAUGUCAGUGUUACUACUUUGGGUGAUCACGAGGAUGGAAAGCAAAUGGCUGUGAUGGGAGACCGUCUCCGCCGCACCACACACAAGGCUACCGAGACUACCCAAACCCAGUCGGCCAACGCUGCAACUCAAGUCCAGACAGUUGCUGACCUUCAACCUACCGAGCCAGUCAAAUAUGAGGAGACUCGUGGAGUCGAGGCACCCAAGACCCCAGAGCCAGAGCCAAAGGUUGAGGAGGUCAAGGAACUUCCAGCUGAGCGCUCCGAGGACUUGGUUGCACACUUUGUCCGAGAUGUCAUUGCUGACGGCACUAUUCUCCCACCAAACUGUGUCUUUGAGCAAACUUGGUACCUUCGCAACAGCGGAAACACUUCAUGGCCUGCUGGAUGCCGCGUCAAGUUUGUCAGCGGCAACAACAUGUGUGCCAUUGACCCCGCACACCCAGCUAGCGUUCACGAGCUCAUCUCCGCCGGUGAGAGCACUACUUGCUACACUGAGGUUGCUCCUGGCCAGGAGAUGGGUUUCACCGUCUUGUUGAGAACUCCUAGCCGCCCUGGUAAUGUAGUCUCAUACUGGCGUCUUACUGGUCCAGACGGCGACAAGUUUGGUCACAGACUGUGGUGUGAUGUCACUGUUGCACCUCAGGAGGAGCCAGUUGUCAAGGAAGAGCCAAAAGAGGAGUCCGUUGAGAUUAAGGCCGAGCCAGAGCGCAGCCAAAUGAUCUUCCCCACAUUGGAUAAGGAAUCUCCAUCAAACAGCAUUCAUGAGCAGGCUCCAGUUGCAGCUCCUAUCGCAUCUCCUGCUGCAUCAAUUCAAGAUGAUGACUUUGAGGAUUUUGUAGAGGAGCUUGACGACGAGACCGAUGAUGGAUUCAUGACAGACGAGGAAUAUGAUAUCCUCGAUGCCAGUGAUGAGGAAUAUCUUGCCGAGCAAGAAAAGUCCAGAAAGUAAGAUAUUUACGGUUUGGGCAAGGGUUGAUUAGCAGUGGUACGAUAGUAAGUGGUAAAUGGAUGAAUAGGCGCAAGAUUGACACAAGCUCUGGAUAGCGGAAUAUGAUGGGAAGGUUGUCCUUUGGGGGUUUAUCCGGGGCAAAUUGGGGGUGUUUUUUUUAUUAUUUCGUGUUUUUUUGUCUUUUAUUUUCCACGUGUGUAAUAGGAAGGAAUUCUCUCUCUUUUUUUUUUACUUGGCUUCUCCUUUUUCAUGACUUGCUUUUGACGUUUCUGGGUUUCAUGAUGAUAUUGUGAUGCCACUCUUUCUUUGAUGAUGAAUCAAUAGCAACGAGCAAAUGAGGAUGGAAGUGGAGGUGUGAAGGCCAUAUUCUAAUCCAUCAGCAUACAUAACAAGUCACGUUUGAGAGGAUGUUAUACGGAUGCUGAUACGUAGGGAAUGGAUUUGUUGAAUGGCCUUCUUCUCAAGGGAUUGGGUUCAUGGAGGAAAGGAAUGGAAAGGAAUGGAAUACUCUCUACUCAUUUGUUAUGGCUCUUUUUCUUUUUUAGGUAUGGUAGUUAGGGUUGUUAGUUUGGGAAUAUGAAAUAUGAAUGAAAAGCAAAUGAUGUAAGAUGAAAUGAUGGUUCUUUUUUUAUUGGAAUAUACAAGUAGUCUAUAGAUAUUAGGUUUCUAGUUUCUCGUUUGUGAAGUAUGGGGAUGGGGGGGGAGUUGAGGGAUUCAUUUGUUCGUCUUUCUUCGGGUUUGGAUUUUGGGUUGAGAAUGGGGAGGUGGGGAGACGGGAGAGAGGAUGGAUGGGGGUUGUUCUGUGUUUUGUGUUUUGUGGGAGGGGAGGUUAAGGGUGAGGGUGAGGGUGAGGGUAAGGGUGAUUUGUGUGUCUUGGGGGUUAUGGGGUUUUGUUUGCUUUUUGGGUAUUGGGUGUGUCUUUGGUGUACUUUCUUGUUCUUGUCGUGGGUUGGAGGGUGAGGGGAUUGGGGGAUUGGAGAGAGAGAGCGCGGUCGUGAGGAAGGGUAGCUAGUGUAGUGGUUUGGGUCAAUUCUGUCUGAUGUGAUGGAAUGCGGAAGGAUUGGGGAGGAGAAUGAGAGAAUGAAAGGGCGGUGAGUUGAUUCUUAGUAUAUGGUAUCUUGGUGGUGUUGGGAAGGUGGUGGUGACUGGGAGGAGCGGGGGAGUACGUGGAGUUAGUAUCCGUUAUAAGAUACAGUAC